Molecule: messenger RNA, 1554 nt
Organism: Tripterygium wilfordii
Lineage: Eukaryota; Viridiplantae; Streptophyta; Magnoliopsida; Celastrales; Celastraceae
Exons: 5
Coding region: 221-1297 (358 amino acids)
Source: RefSeq, a predicted model, not a curated record
GAAUAAGAUCGAGCCCCUUAUGAUUUCCAAAGAUGGCCCAAAAAAUACAUUUGGGCCUGUAUAGGCCCAAUCUAAUUGAAGAAUUUCCGAUACGACUGAUAUGACGUUCCGUUUCUCUGCUUUUUGAAUUACAACGGUCAUCUUUUUCAAAGACAGUGAAGAAGCCAUCGCCGUGUAUUUUUCUUCUGUUGCUCGUGUACUCAUAUAGUAGUAAUUAACAAUGGUCACAACGAACCGCUCUCGGGGAUCUCCAUCAGAGCGGCAAAAAUGGGACAAAAUCUUCGGUGGCUUGGUGAAGAUUUUGAAGUCCCAACAACAGCAGCUUGAAACUCUUGUCAAAGAGAGGAAGAUUCUCGAAGAUCGCAUCAAGAUGCAACACGAUCAACGGGUUUCUGAUAUUCGAUUUUAUGAAGACCAUAUCUCCCAGAUGAAGGAGGAUUUAGUGGAGAAAAAUAAAAUGCACAUGCUUGAUGCUGCAAAAGCGGAUUUGAUAUUAGCUAUGAAGCAGAGAGAGACUAGUAUUCACAAAUUGAAUUUGCGGGAUAAAGAUGAUGAGUUAGCAGAUUUCAAAUCUUGUUUUGACUACCUCUCUCAGUACAUAAGGGAUAAUUCUCCAAGAAACUCCACAAAAUCUGACAAAAGAAAGUCAGGAAACGGAGAUACUGACAAGGAUGUUGGUUCUAAGAUGCUUGAGGGCGAAGUACGAAGGCUAAAGCAUGAAUAUGAGAAGCUAGCUUCGGAAAAGAGUUCUGAGAUAUCUGCUUUAUUGGCUGAGAAGAAAUUUGUUUGGAAUCAAUAUAAUCUCAUGGAAAAAAAUCUCACCAAUGAUCUAAAGAGAGAGCGUUCUGAACUUGAACGAGCAAAUGGGAGGAUUGUGGAACUUCUUGGCAGUAUGGAGCAACUUCAGUCCUCUAACAAUGAGAAAAAUGAAAUGAUUGCAAGACUAAACGCUAAAGUAGCUGGGUUAGAGGCGGAUGCAAAUAAGUCAGUGGAACACAUUUCUAAACUCUCUCGGGAUUUGGAGUUGUUAAGGAAAUGUAGAAGUGCUUCUAUUACACCUGUUUUACAGCGUUGCGCUAGAGGGGCAACUUCUAAGAUAAUAGACAAGAACAGUGGCAGAGAUGGAAGUAAUAACAUUGUUAAGAAAGAAAUAUCUGCUGCGAGAGAGAUUGAAAAGGAAAGCAGAAGUUUAAAAAGAAAAGGAGUUGACAGUGUGCCCGUUUCCAAGAUUCCAAAAUUGUUCGCCUCUGGUUUUAAAGUUCCCAAAUUGAAGAAUUCACCUUCCAACUACAGAUGACUCCUCCUACACCAUAACAGGAAGCAUUCUUGUGUGUAUUUGUUUAUAUUUUCUUGUAUUCUUAUGUGCUUCAUGUAAAUUAUAGUAGCCUUGGAGCAAGUUAUUGUUAGUCCUAAUUGUAGUAUGUGCUAGUUCUAGGUUUUCUACAUUAGAUCUGCUAGAAAAUUGUAGCAUGUGCUAGUUUUAGGCUGUUGAAAUCAUUGGAGCAAGACAUUGUAAAAUAUUUUCUAUUGUGACUGAAUCAAACCUUUUUGUUC